Molecule: messenger RNA, 2585 nt
Organism: Botrytis porri
Lineage: Eukaryota; Fungi; Ascomycota; Leotiomycetes; Helotiales; Sclerotiniaceae
Exons: 3
Coding region: 103-2283 (726 amino acids)
Biological process (GO): mitotic DNA damage checkpoint signaling; protein phosphorylation
Cellular component (GO): nucleus; cytoplasm
Molecular function (GO): protein serine/threonine kinase activity; ATP binding
Source: RefSeq, a predicted model, not a curated record
AUUGUACCGUAAGAUUUUGGGUUGUUAAAAAAUCUUUCCUCAUUGAAUAUUCGAAACCCUUUAAUUCCAAAUCGUGGAAUUUUGGAGCGGGAAAGGAGAUAUAUGAGCGCAAUUGAAUUGGCGACAGCUAGGGCUCAAUUCACCAUGGCGGGCGCGGUAGAUGAUGGAUGGACAAUGGUGAUCGGACAACCCGCCAGUGAGAUACGGGAGGAAAAGCAAAUAGAAGAAUGGGAGCGCUCGAAAGGGGGCUGGUCUGGAUUUGGUAAACAUCCUCAAAACUGGACGGAUCAUAAGAAAUUGCACCUAUCGUCAGAAAAAGAAUUAGGCUCCGGAAGCUAUGGGCUUGUGCAGCGCGUUACAUAUGGUGCCGUUACCAUGGCCCGCAAACACGUGAUACCUCGAGGUGGAAUGACGGUCGAAAAGCUCCGGGAGGAAGCUAAUGCCAUGGAGGAAUUGGCGCAUAAACAUAUUUUGAAGCUGGUCGGCACAUAUACGUAUAAGCGCAAAAAUCUAUACCUACUUCUUUAUCCGGCGGCAACAUGCGAUCUGAGCAAUUUUCUCGAUGAUAUAGAAGGGAUUCGUUCCGAUACGUGUGCCGAUAGGGAUGAUGCGAUGAAACGACUUUUUGCUCUCGGACUCAAGGAUAUUGGAAAAAUUGACGAUUUGUGUAUGUUGAGACGACCAAUUCUCCCUUCAGAUCAUCCGACACAUAUUAAAAGGACAGAAACCGCACUGGGAUUCCUACAACAGCUUAUGGGAUGUGUUACAGAGGCAUUGUUAUACGUUCAUGAUAAAGGUAUUCGGCAUCGGGAUUUAAAGCCCAAGAAUAUUUUACUAAGUCCCGGUCGGGUAUACCUCGCCGACUUCGGUAUCGCGAGAGAUGUCAAAGAUUCGGACAAUAGCAUAACCUGUGGAAGAUAUGGUACUGCGUCUUGGAUAGCUCCGGAGGUUUAUGAUGGGGAGUAUCAUCAUAUGUCUAGUGCAGAUGUUUUUUCCCUGGGUUGUAUAUUCCUCAAUAUUGCGACGGUAUUAUAUGGAGAUUCAACUGAAUUAGCGACAUUUGACGAAGUAAUGAAGGAGAAGGAAUGGCCAAUGAAGUAUGAGAUGUUAUCUAAACAUCUUAAUAAAUUAAGGGACAAAGCAAUAAGAGCAGCAUUAGCAGACGAAGAAGAGCCCAACUUCGACGCCAAGAAUAUACUUGGUCUGGUGGAGAAAAUGUUGUUAUAUGAACCGGAACAGCGACCUUCAAUCAAAGAAGUUAACGAGAGAUUAUGUGAACUUGGAGGCUUAGAUCAAAUCUAUCAUUUAUCUUGCUGUCACAAAAAGAACGACAUCAUGUCUCGAUCAAUAAACACAAAAAUGAGAAGCAUCUCCGAAAAUAGUCUUUCCUCAAAAAGCCGAAUCUUGGAAUUAGAAACCGAAAACAUCACUCUUCGAGAACGUCUCGCAACUCUCCAAAAUAAAGAUCAAACCUACGAAUUACGAAUCGAACACGAACGCAACCACGCAAAGAAACAAAACGACGUUCUGAAAGAACGUUAUGAAAAGCAAUUAAAAGCACAAACCGAAGCCCUGAUGCGCGCAGAAGAACGCAUCAAAGUACUCGAAUCAAACAACCCGCACAAACGCCGACCAUCACACACCCGAGGUCGCGGUCGCAAUGUUCCCUACGGAACACCACAUCCAACCAAUACCCUCAAUAUCAACAAUCUCGCCUUCCACACCAACUCCAGCAUCUCCAUGCCAUCUCCAUCUCCAUCUCCCUCCCCCUCUUCCAAUCCGAACCGCAACCCCGCGCCCCGCACCCCAGAAAGUUAUUUCGCCCCCCGUAACCCCAGUUUCACAAACCUGAAAGACCCCUCCCUCUCUCUCACCCGCCGUCCCUCCGGCAUUCCCAUCCCCACCCGCUCUCCAACCCCCAUCACCACACCCCACAAAUCCCAUUUCCCUCCCCCUCCCACUAGCAACAGUAACAGUAAUCCCGCCAGUCGUCCCGGAAGCGGAAACUCCACACUAGUCAGCAGUACCCAUUCUAUCUUUUCGCUCAAGAGUAAAAUGACGGAUACGGAUGGGAGUAUUACGUCGACGGAGAGUUCGGGGGAAAGGAUGAGUUUACCUGGGAGUCCGGGGCGUGGCGAGACAAAAGAGGGAUUAGGUGAAGGGCUGGGAGAUAGGAGGAUGAAGAUUAAGAAUGGGAAUGAAGGGAGAGAAAGGGAAAAGGAAAAGGAAAAAGAAAGGACGAUUAAACCUACAUGGGCGAGAAUGGUUAUGGGGAAGACUUGAGAGAUGGAUAUGCCGUAAUACCAGAUAAAUACGCAGAUAUAGCAUACAAUCUCUUCCUAAGUCCAACAUCUAAAAUCUACUCCUCCUUGAACCCCCUCCCUCCCCUGAAUCUAACCACCAACAAUCUACCUUUGAAAGCCUUCAACAAUUCAAUUAUUCCAUUUCAACUCAACUCAACUCAACUCCAACAAUUAUACCUACCUAGUUAAACAAUAUUCAAGAAAUCAUUCGAUAUCAUAUCAAUGAUUAUACAAUUUUUACCACUGACUUGAUUGAAUUGAUAUAUCACAGAAUCGACACAU